Molecule: messenger RNA, 2883 nt
Organism: Plasmodium gonderi
Lineage: Eukaryota; Apicomplexa; Aconoidasida; Haemosporida; Plasmodiidae
Exons: 1
Coding region: 1-2883 (960 amino acids)
Biological process (GO): nucleotide-excision repair
Cellular component (GO): transcription factor TFIIH holo complex; transcription factor TFIIH core complex
Molecular function (GO): double-stranded DNA binding; ATPase activator activity
Source: RefSeq, a predicted model, not a curated record
AUGGUGAUAACACGGAAAAAUAUCGAAAAUAUGGAGAUUUACGAUUAUAUGAAAGAGCUGAAUGAAAGAAUAUGGGGAUAUUUGUUUGAAGAUUCGCUAGCACAUGAGUCAAUAUUGCAAUCAUUAAACGAAUUAGAACAAGUUAUAAUAUCCAGAUUAUUAUUCAUACAACAAGUGGUGUCUGAAAGAGCAAUGAGAUUAUGGAUAAAUCCAAGUUCCUUAAAAAAAUUAAGUGAAUGCAUUAAAAAUUUGGUAGAAGCUAAGAUAUUAGUAGAAAGUGAAACAAAGAAGGAUAAUUACAACCAAUAUAAAAUAAAUGAUAAAUUUAGACUUACAAUGUUAAACAAAAUUUAUAAAAAUAAUGAAAAUAAAAUUUAUAUAUUUAAUAAUAAUAUUAAGGAACAAACAGAAAAAGAAAAAAAAUUAUAUGAAAAAAAUUUAUACCCUACUAAAGAAGAAAUAUCAAAUUAUGCUCAUACCAAAUGGAAUAAUUUGUUACAUUUUAUAGCUUCUCCAAAAUUUAAUUAUAUGAAUAAUUACAACGUAUACAAUAAUACCAAUUCAAUGGAGAAAAAACAUGCUCAUUAUUCUCAACAUACUAACUUGUCUAAUUACUCAAAUGAUGACAUGAAUAGAAGUACAAAUUUAGAUACAUAUUCAUACUACAAUAAUUCCACAAAAAUGAAAAGUAAACAAAAUUAUACAGAUGAUGAGGUAUAUAUACCCAGUGAAUAUGAUCUACAUAAUGAAACAUAUUACAAAACUGGUAAAUACAAAGAUAAGCAAUAUGGGACACAUUACUAUGCCAUGGGUAAGCAGGAGGAUGACUAUGAUGAGGAGAGAACCCCUGAUGAUUACAAUAAAUCAAAUAAUGAAUAUUAUAAUAUGGAAGGAAAAGAACAGAAUACACGAGAAGAAUGCAACAACAGUGAAAGCGAAGAGAUGAAAUACAGUCAUUACAACCAUUACCACGAACAGAAAGGUUACAAUUACCAUGAGGAUUCAUUAUCAGGAAUGAAAAUUGGAAAUACAAACAAUCCAAAUAACCAAGCACUGUCAAAUCAGUAUGAUUUUCUUAGUAUGGGGAAGAAAAGGAAGAGGAAGAAGCAGAAGGGAGUUUAUGCAUCUAAGCAAAAUGAUCUUUAUUAUAAGGGUCUACAAUAUAUGGAAAAUAGAUAUAUGGAAGAAGAGAAUAAUGAAAAUCCUUUUUUUUUAUCAAACGGAAAAAAAGACAUUUUUUCUCCCUACACAGCAUGUACCAGCCUGAUUGAAGUUUUGAAGAGAAAAAAUUUCAUACUAGAAGAUGAUGUAAAUAGUAAUAAAGUAAUAAACAUGAGUAGAGAAGCUUUUUCUUGGUUUCUGAAAGAUAUUAGGAGUAGAAUCAUAUCACUAGUUAUUGAAUAUUUGCUUAUAAUAGAUGAUGGUUAUGUUACAAAUAUAGCCCAGGAAUUUUAUGCAAAGUAUAAGAAGAAGAAAAAGAAUAACAAUAAUGUGGACACAGGAAACGGUAGCAUCCGUAAUGCUACUAUCAGCACCCUCGAAAGUAAUCAGAUAAAUGAAAAAAGUUAUAUCAACAAUGUCAGCAGUUGCACUAUUUAUGGAAAUGAUAACAAUAACGGAAGUGAUAGAAUUUACAAUGAUCAUAUGAACUCGUCAUAUAAAGAAAAGGGGGAAAAUGGUUCCGGCUCAGGCUUAGGCUCAAAUUCUUGUUAUGUAACAGAAGAAAAAAAAGACUCAAAUAAGUCUGAAAUAUAUGUUAAGGAAACUUUAUUGUUAAUUUUAUCCAUUGGUCAAUGUAAUAUUAACCAUCCCAUAUACCUAGAUAAUCUAACAACAGCUCAGAAAGAAUUUGUAAAUUUUGGUAUCCACAUUGGCCUUUUUUUUAAACGUAAUGAGGGUUAUAUAUUUGUAACUCCAUAUGCUUUAUUACUAACAAUAAAUAACAUGAAUGUGCAGAAUUACAUGACCAUACUCAACAACUUAUCAGUUGAAGGACUGUCAGAGAACGUUUAUAAUGUAUACAAUAACACGUUUAAUCAACAUAACAUUUAUAAUCAGAAUGACGUUUAUAAUCAACAUGACGAUAACAGGGGCCCUAGCAGCAGCAUAGAGAUUGAUAAAAAUGGACAUAAUGAAGAAAUGAAAAAAUUAAGUGAAAAGUAUUUUCACCAUUACUCACUUCUACAAGAAGAGAAAAUACAAGAGAAAGAGAAAAAAAUAAUCACCAGAAAUGAUAGUCAUAAUGAUGUAAAUAAGAACAAAAUAUCAUACGAAUUAACAAAUCAAAAUUUAUAUUCUGAUAAAAAACUUAAUGGAUAUAAUAACCUCGAAAUAGGGCUAAUUGUACAAAGUAAUUUUAAAGUUUAUUUAUACACAAAUUCAAUAUUAAAAAUAAAUAUUUUAAGCCAUUUAUGUGAAUUACAAGCUAGAACACCCAAUAUGGUUGUUGGUAUAUUAACAAGAAGAAGUGUUUUAAAUGCAUACAAUUCAGACAUAACUGCAAACCAAAUCAUCAAAUUCUUAGAAUCAUAUGGGCAUCCAGGGAGAAACAAUUUUAAAAGCACCAUUCCUAUUAAUGUUAUUACGCAACUCAGGUUAUGGGAAUCUGAAAGACAUAGAUUAACACUUGAAGAUGCUAUCCUUUUCAAAUCAUUUGAAAAAGAAUUUCUUCCUCAACUUUAUCAACAAAUUGUGGUCUGGGCUAAUAGCAAAAAUUAUUUAUUGCAUUAUACACCUUGGCCAAAAAAUAGUAACUCCCCAGAAUUUGACACAUGGAUGAAAUCAGAAAAGUAUCUUUGUUGUACUUAUGAAUCCAAAAAUGAAAUCAUUGAUAAAAUUAAGGAAAUUCGAGAAAAGCUGAUGAAGAAGAGGCAAAACGUAUAG